UUUUGUAGUAGUGAUGUUUUCUAGCACAUUCUUUGCAGUGUAGUUGUGUCGUGACCUGUUGCUUGUUGUGACGUUUUGUUGGUGCUGUGUUUGUGUUACAGUGGCAGGCAGGAGACACUGAGGCACAGGUCCUCGAGGAGCAGAACAUGCUGGCUCGCCUGGCCCUGGAGGGGAAGGAAGACGUGGCACAGCUACUUAAGACACAGGCUGAGGAGCAUGCAAGACAGAUCAAACAACUCAAGAAACAACUCAGGAAAGACCUAGACCAGGCCCGUGAGGCGGUGCGUGCCCAGCAGAACCGACCCCAGCUGCCUCCAGACGGAGACGUCAGUAAGGACCCUGCUGCCCAGUGGAUAGAGUUCAACAGGGAGCUUCAGGCUCAGUUGUCCCAGCAGACAGCAGAGCUGGAAUCCAUGAAGCAGAGAGAGAGACAGCUGAAGCAGAGGCUUGCCUCAGCGAUGGGUAGAGAAGAGGAGGACGUAGAGGCCGAUGCAUUCGGCCCCCUGCUGACAGAACCCACAGAAACAGAGUACUUAAAGAAGGUCAUGUUUGAAUAUAUGAUGGGCAGGGAAACAAAGACAAUGGCCAAGGUCAUAGCCGCCAUCUUGAAGUUCCCAGCGGAACAGACCAGGCAAAUUCUGGAGCAAGAGGAGACAAAAGCAACGUCAUAAUGUGCGCUUGUAUGGUGUGCCACACGUGGAUGGGAUGGCUGUCACCUCUAACUUCACCUUAACUCAAACAGUACUGCAGAGAAGCACUUUGCUGUUCUUCACUGUUGCAGUCCAGCAAGACUAACAAUUACUGUAAAAGGCUAAAGUUAGUACAGAAUGUACAAAAAAUAUAGUAUUUGAUUAGUACAUUCAUUGCAAAGAUGUAUAAUAUUAUAUUAUGAAAUAUUAUGGCAACAGUAUUUCUUAACCACUAUGGCUACUGUAUCAGAAUUGUUGUACAUAAUUAUUAAAAGAUGCUAUAAUACGAAAUAUAAGUCAAGGAAAAUGUUGUCCGAUUAGCCACACAGGCAUCCUACAAACAGAAGGAUAAUAUACAAUAUUCUAAAAGUUCUGAAAUAAAAUGUUUUGAAUGUUCGAUAUAGUAAAAUGCCUGUUGUGAUUUUCAAUUCUAUGGGUAAAG
Molecule: messenger RNA, 1131 nt
Organism: Branchiostoma floridae (Florida lancelet)
Lineage: Eukaryota; Metazoa; Chordata; Leptocardii; Amphioxiformes; Branchiostomatidae
Product: golgin subfamily A member 4-like
Exons: 8
Coding region: 147-671 (174 amino acids)
Biological process (GO): Golgi vesicle transport
Cellular component (GO): Golgi apparatus
Molecular function (GO): small GTPase binding
Source: RefSeq, a predicted model, not a curated record